Messenger RNA from Psylliodes chrysocephalus, 607 nucleotides. The record is from the annotation of a GenBank genome assembly. NCBI's taxonomy places the organism in Eukaryota, Metazoa, Arthropoda, Insecta, Coleoptera, Chrysomelidae.
AGUUAAUGGACAAAGGCGAUUUGUUAUUUUUAUUUUUCUAUAUUUUUUUAAUUAAAUAAUAAUUAUGUAUCAGCUGUAUCUCUUAUGGUUGUUCUUUUUAAAAUUUUUGGAUGCACAAACUGAUGAAUAUUGUGUUCUGUUAUCUUGUGGUGAUACACCAAAUACAGUAUGUGCUAGAGCACUUUGGAAUUGCGGACCAGAUGUUGCUAAAUGUGGUGCUGAUGUUAAAGAUUUAAAAUUCACUCCCGUUCAAAGAGAAUUUUAUGUAGCCGUUCACAAUAAGCUUAGAGCUAAAGUUGCAAAUGGUGAAGAAACUAGAGGCGAUGGUAGCGGCCAGCCUUCGGCUUCUAAUAUGAAUGCUCUGACAUUUGACGAAGAUCUGGAACACGUUGCACAAUGUUGGACCAAUAAUUGUGAAUUUAAUCAUGACAAAUGUAGAAAGACGACAAAAUACAGUUACGUAGGACAGAACUUAGCUGCCUUUUCGACAACUGCUCCGUUUAGAAGUAUUAAUAUAACAGCACGGGUGGAAAGAAUGAUCACAAGCUGGUACAACGAAGUUGGAAGAUAUAAGACGCAGAAGACAUUCCAAAGCUCGUAAGAUAGA